AUGGCAUCAUUAAAAAUUCUUAUAGCCAUUUCUCGUUAUCAGCCUAUAUGGCAGUGCAUAAUAAAUUUUGGAGGUGUGGAAAUUCUCAUUGAACUUCUAAACAACAUAAGUGUACCUAUUCGGUGUCUUGCCGCAGAAUGUCUUGGUGCUGUAGCAAAAACUGCAAAAGCCAGAUCACUUAUUAGGCAGAAAAACGGAAUUUUUAAAUUACACCAAUAUGCCAUCACGACGCCCAACAAACAAUGGAAAAGAAGUAUUGCAUUGGCAAAAAGUGGGGCCAUAGUACUCUCAGUUUUGUCGAACAGUCGGAGGACCAGAAAAGCAAUGCAACUGUGCAACAUUUUACCUUAUCUUUCAAGACAUCUUAAAUCAACUGAUGUGGUGUUUUUGCAAUCUGUCGUCAAAAUUAUCGGUGAAUUUGCAAAAGAGCAGUUAUACAGGUCUUCCAUUUUAUCGGAAAAUAUGAUUCCUUUGUUAGUACAUGCCUUGAAUUACAAUGACGGAUUAUUGUCUGAAAGAGUGUGCAAAGUUUUUUACAGGGCCUCGGAAGACGAACGAAUUCGACAUGAAGUUUUUAAAGAGAAAGGUCUCGUGUUAAUGAAGAAAAUUUUGGACAAUUGUUCACUUGAUGAUAACACUUUAUUGCCUAUUAUAAAAUCUGUCACUGGAGCUAUAUCGAAAUUGCUACUCUCUCCUGAAAACGUUAAAGUGGUAUCUAAACUUGGUAUAAGUGAGAUUCUUAUACCUAUGAUGAAAAGUAAAAGUAUCAAGAUACUUCUCAACGUUCUUAACGCUUUUAUAGAAAUUUUAAAAGUGCCGGCCAACAGACUAGAGUUUAGUAAAAACAGAGGUUUGCACGCUCUGCUGUCAUUACAAUCCAAUACAAUUCCAUUGGUCCUUAUAUUAGUGAACUAUGCACUAGCUCAAUGUGCUGAAGAGCCAUCUCUUAUCAACAUAAUUAUAGAAAACGAUGGAGUGCGACUGCUCUGGUCACUGUUAACGCAUCCAAAUGAUGAAGUAAAGGCUUCAGCUGCGGUAGCUAUUUGUCCCUGUAUCAAAACUGCUCAGGAUUCAGGAUACAUGGUCAGAAGUUUGGUCAGUGGUUUGGAAAUACUGGUAAAGUUGUUGAAGUCCAACAAUGUAAACGUUUUGGCGUCGGUGUGUGCUACUAUAGCAAAUGUUGUGCAAGAUGAAGAAAACAUUGGUAUAUUGACAGAAUUUAAAGUCUGCUACUUACUAUCAAAAAUACUCUGUGCUCCUAACACCAACACACUGCAAGCCAAUCUUUCGCAAGCCAUAGCUCAGUGUUGCAGAUUUGGAAACAACAGAGAAGUUUUUGGAAAAGAGGAUGUGGUUGUGCACCUAGUUAGAUAUUUGGAUACAGACGAUUAUAGGAUUCAUAAAGCUGCUGCACAGGCACUAUACCAACUGUCGCUGGAUCCAGAUAACAUCAUAAGAAUGCAUGCCGAAGGUUGUGUCAAGCCACUUCUAAAGCUCAUUGGUUCGUCUGAUGAAGAACUGCAAGAAGCAGCAUCUCAAUGUGUCUCAAACAUAAGAAAUUUGGCUUUUGCAAAUAGUAUGGCCAAAAAUGCGAAAACAACAAACAAGAAUUGA
Molecule: messenger RNA, 1614 nt
Organism: Helobdella robusta
Lineage: Eukaryota; Metazoa; Annelida; Clitellata; Rhynchobdellida; Glossiphoniidae
Exons: 12
Coding region: 1-1614 (537 amino acids)
Molecular function (GO): protein binding
Source: RefSeq, a predicted model, not a curated record